This is a messenger RNA of Strongylocentrotus purpuratus (purple sea urchin), 1936 nucleotides long. RefSeq names its product cholesterol 24-hydroxylase. The transcript is spliced from 13 exons. Gene Ontology annotation, molecular function: heme binding; iron ion binding; cholesterol 24-hydroxylase activity. The record is from RefSeq and is a predicted model, not a curated record. Lineage: Eukaryota; Metazoa; Echinodermata; Echinoidea; Camarodonta; Strongylocentrotidae. The coding region runs from base 131 to 1654 and encodes 507 amino acids. Gene Ontology annotation, biological process: cholesterol catabolic process.
UCUUGAACAAAAGCCAAAAGGCAAGUCACGGGUUGCAUGCAUACAUGCACCCCACAUAUGCUGGCAUGAAAUCACAUUCACAAGAUAUACCGAGUGAAUAUUCUCUACACUGCUGGAAAGAAAAUCUAAAAUGGAGCUGAAUGACGGGUUUAGAAUAUUAGUCUAUGCACUCUUGGUCAUUUCCUCUUCCGUUGGUAUUGCGUUUAUGGUGUUUUCGUGGCUGCUGUACCGAGUUAACAGGAAAUAUGGACAUUUGCCUAGCCCACGACCUAGAAGUUUCUUCACUGGUCACUUGUCUCCCAUUAAUGCUGUUGCAAAGAAAAUGGAAUUUCCAGUGCUGACUCUUUUGCAUCAGUGGACGAGAGAUCUUGGACCAGUCUUCUGGGUACGAUUCAUUAUACAGCCAAUGGUUUUUUGCUCUAACCCCCCAACAGUCAAGGAAGUUAGCCUGGACAGCCGCCAUCUCAAGCCUCAUUCUCUGUAUGAUCGGUUCCACUCUGUGUUUGGUGAGAGAUUUAUGGGAUAUGGGCUCCUCUCAGAAGUUAACCACGAGAAGUGGCAUACUCGUCGAGCAUUGCUAAACCCUGCCUUCAACCGCAAGUAUCUAAAGCAAAUGAUGGACCUUUUCGACGAGAGUGCGACCCGUCUUCGAGAUCAUCUCAUCCCCUUAGCCGACGACAAAACGCUUGUUAGAAUGUUGGAGCAUUUCAAUAAUGUCGCUCUGGAUGUCAUUGGAAAGGUCGGCUUUGACAUGGAUAUUAACGCCGUCGAAAAUUCCGACUGUCCCUUUCCGUCAGCGGUGGCGCUAGCACUUCAAGGCAUAAACGUUGCAUUUCAGAACCCCCUUACUUUGGUUGAUCCUCGCAGCAAAGCACGCCAAUAUCGCCGAUCAGUGCGCGACGCCGUCAAACUGGUACGAAACAUUGGCCAGGAUUGCAUCGAAAAGAGAAGAGAGGCAAAGAAGAAAGGCGAGGAGUUGCCGAAGGACAUACUGACAUGUAUUUUGCAAGCCGAGGACGAUGUUGGCCAGAAGAUUGAGAUGGCAGAAUUGCUCGACGAGUUCGUGACAUUUUUCUUAGCUGGUCACGAAACAACGAGUAAUCUCCUCGCAUUUACCUUACUCGAGAUUGGAAGACACAAAGACGUGGCUAAGAGACUAAAAGAUGAAGUAGACGAAGUCCUCGGAAGUAAAUCGAUUAUUGAGUACUCGGAUCUCUCGAAAUUGGAAUACAUGUCUAGGGUAUUUAAAGAAACAAUGCGCCUUAACCCACCUGUAAGUGGUUUAAGCCGUGUCCUUGCUUCUGAUGUUCAAUCGUGUGGUUACGUCAUUCCAAAGGGGACAACUAUAAUGUUCAUGACAUACGUGACGUCACGAUUGGAAGAGUUUUUCGAUGAUCCUCUUCUAUUCAAUCCUGAUCGAUUUAUUCCAACUGAUGAAACGCCGAGGCACUUCUUUGCAUACUAUCCCUUUGCCAUUGGGCAACGUAAUUGUAUCGGACAGCAAUUAGCUCUGAUUGAAUCAAAGGUGAUCUUGGCAAAACUGUUGCAGAGUUUUGACUUUAGACUGGAGCAAUCUCAGCGUCAUAUCAUUCUUAGAGAGGUCACCAACAAACCGAUUGAUGGAUGCAAGAAUUACAUUAGCCUCAGGGACUAAAGGUCCAUUUAAUCAAACUUAAUUUCCAACCACAUGGCGGAGAGAUAUGGCACCGUAUGGACAGCGAAAUAUCGUCUUUCUAACCAUGGCGUGAUCAGAAAGAAGAUCAAUGCAGAAAGAAUUUUUUGGUUGCAAAGUCAAAACAUCAUCUAUAGAAAUAAAUGCCGCAGUUAGUAAUAAAGGAAACAAGUCGUGUUGCGAACGACCGAAGACAUUCCUUAUUAGACACGGCUUAAUUCCCGACCCCACGAACACGAUAAUGAUAAGCAAACUCAGCUGUAA